Strigops habroptila (Kakapo) is the source of this 12222-nucleotide messenger RNA. It is a transcript of the gene WDR33, whose product is annotated as WD repeat domain 33. The transcript is spliced from 8 exons. The coding region runs from base 235 to 987 and encodes 250 amino acids. The record is from RefSeq and is a predicted model, not a curated record. Gene Ontology annotation, molecular function: protein binding. Lineage: Eukaryota; Metazoa; Chordata; Aves; Psittaciformes; Psittacidae. Gene Ontology annotation, cellular component: mRNA cleavage and polyadenylation specificity factor complex.
GGAUAGACAGCGGAGCCUUGAGGGGCCGCCUCUCGCGGCCGCCGAGCGUGGUGACGUAAGGGCGCGUGCGCCGCCCGGCCGCUGGUGGGGGAAGGAAGAUGGCGGCGGGCCGCGGUGGGGGCUCGUGAGGCGGCGGCUUCCGGGGCCCGGAGGGACGAGGCGAGUGGCGAGGCGGCGGGGCGCGGAGUCGGGGAACGAGAGACCGGCUGGACGACUUCCAGAAAUAAGACAGCCAUGGCCACAGAAAUUGGCUCCCCGCCACGAUUUUUCCACAUGCCGAGGUUCCAGCACCAGGCGCCUCGGCAGUUGUUCUACAAAAGACCUGAUUUUGCACAGCAGCAAGCAAUGCAACAGCUUACUUUUGAUGGAAAGCGGAUGAGAAAAGCUGUGAACCGAAAAACCAUAGACUACAAUCCCUCUGUAAUUAAAUAUUUGGAGAAUAGAGUAUGGCAGAGAGACCAGCGAGAUAUGCGAGCAAUCCAGCCUGAUGCAGGGUAUUAUAAUGAUUUGGUCCCUCCUAUAGGAAUGCUGAACAACCCUAUGAAUGCUGUCACAACAAAAUUUGUUCGGACAUCUACUAAUAAAGUAAAAUGCCCAGUGUUUGUUGUUAGGUGGACUCCUGAGGGGAGACGUUUGGUCACUGGUGCAUCUAGUGGAGAGUUCACUUUAUGGAAUGGACUGACUUUCAAUUUUGAAACGAUAUUGCAGGCUCACGACAGCCCUGUAAGGGCUAUGACUUGGUCACACAAUGAUAUGUGGAUGCUGACAGCAGACCACGGGGGAUAUGUGAAAUACUGGCAGUCCAACAUGAACAACGUCAAGAUGUUCCAGGCACAUAAGGAGGCGAUUAGAGAGGCCAGUUUCUCACCCACGGAUAAUAAAUUUGCUACAUGCUCUGACGACGGCACUGUUAGAAUCUGGGACUUUCUACGUUGCCAUGAGGAGAGAAUUCUUCGAGUCUUGCUGAGUGAUAACAACAGGUUCUGACCACUAUUCCUUUCUUGCAGAAGAUGUCAAAGGUACAUAAUAGGAGAAGGGCUGUAGACGUGCAGGUAAACUGCAAAGAAGGUAUUCAGUAAAACUGUGGAUUUUCAGUUUUAGGUGGGAGCGUCUUAAGUGCUUUCCUAAACUAAGGUGGAUUUAUUUAUUUACUUAUUUAUUUUCUUAAAUUGUGCUUCCAACUUGGACCUGCAUUAUGUAUUUUCUGAACUAGAGCUCACCCUAUUUCUCUUGACUCUUAAGCUCUCUUGUGUUACUAAUGCAUUACUUUUAAACACCACUACUUUGCAAAGACACUGGGUUCCAGUGAUCUUGCAGUGAUGAUAUUCUAACAAUCUGUGCAUAGGCAUGAUGGUAGAAGUGUUCUUUGCAGGAGCUGGCAAGCAAGUUUCUAGGCUAUAUCAUUUACACCUGUUAUUCUGGAAGGACCCAAACAGAUUUGGGACUGUUUUGCUUGAUGCUUUACAAGAGAAAUCACUCUGCACUAAACACAUUCUAUACCCUCCUCCAGGUUUGUACAAACUAUUCAUUUAAACCGUGUAGAGGAAACGGAGAUUUCCUCCAUGCAGAGCCUUCAAGAUUAUAAAAAUCCCUCCAAUUCUUCUAUAUUCUUUUCACCUUCUGCAGAAAGUAGGAGUAAAACGUUUAACUUGGGCCGUAGAGAACAGAACUUGUCAUACAUUUCCUUCUGUUACCUUGCUUACUUAAAUGUUACUAUUAUGACUAGAUGUUGAAUUAUGCUUUAUUUUCUUAGUUUAUACAUCUCAGUAUGUAAUUUUUAGUUUACAAAAUAGCUCUAUAAAGAAUAUAUUUGCUUCUGUUUUUUUACCCACAAUACAUUUCAAAAUAUUUCAAACUUAUAUAGAAGAUAAAAAGUUUGUCUCUAGAUAAAAGUGGGCAGGACAGAUUAUUCCUUGUUUCUGCUGUCAGAUAAGGAAAAAAAUCAAAAAAGCAAACCAACCCAAACACCACCACCAAAAAAAUCCCCACAAGAGAACAAAAAUAAUACCCAAACCCCUGAGUAUUGGGAGCGGGAGGAUGUCCUUGCAAAACAUGCAAGUUUGAUUUAAUUUUGGUCCCUAAGCACUACUAUGUAAUAGGAUCAGAAGACUUAUUUGAAAGAACUGUAAGGGUAACACUUCGGUAGCUUUCUUGGUGGAAAAAUACAAGUUUUCGGUUUCUUGUUUGGAAUUUUAGGAAGCUCACCUUCAGCUUUUUGCUUCUCCACAUCCAUCCUGCUUUUACAUGUUUAGGAGUAUGACCUGUAAUGCUUUUGCUUAGUACAGCCUUCAGAUUAUGUAAAUACACAUGCCAUUGCUGUUCCAAUGCUGGUGAUCUCCAAAUUAAAAUGCUGGUGGCGUUUCAUUAAAAAUACAUUUCAUUAUGUACAAAAAAUGUUUACAUCAAAUACCAUGUUAAGGAAUGUUCUUAUUUCCUGCUUUCACAAUUCGUGCUCUUCAGCUGUUCUGAUUAUUAUUGGUGCUGUGAAGUUGAAGACGUUUUACAGUGUAGUUUAGAUCCAAAGGUUCACUUGAUAUGUUAAGGGAUUCUUCAGGUUAUCACACAAUUAUAAAAAUAAAAUGAAAUUAUCAAUUUAUGGCACAUGUAUUCAUAACAAAGAUAAUAAUUCAGGGAUGCAGUAUCAGUAUAUAGUUAUUCUUAGAGAUAUUUUCAGUAACAAGUUAAGGAACACAUUUAAAAACAAAACAGAUUUGAAGACUUUAAUGCUAAGGAAUGCUUUUAAAGUAAAUUAUAAAGAGCAUUAAAGAUACUGGGAUAAAUUGCUGAUAUAUGGAAAUGACAGAAUUCUGUAGACUUGUUACAGGUGCUUAUGUUUACACUGAAUUGAACUAAUGUAAUUUAUUUGAUUAAAUAUUUCCCUUAAAACUGGUCAGAAACAACAAUUCUAGUCUUACCUUCCAAAGAGAAUUAGAAAAACAAAUUGGAACCCGUAACUUACAUAGGGCUCACUAAGGUUUUGGUGGAGUUCUUCCAGCUGUCUAUAUUAGGCGACACCUUUUUUUGGGUAGUUGAACCCAUGAAUACAUGGUGAAUACAUGAGCUUCUUGGGGAACCAUCUUUGAGUAAUUCAUCUUAAAGUGAAUUAUCUUGGAAGAACUUGAAGAUGGGGGAAAUGGCAUUGAGUGUCCUAGUUACUUACCUGCUUGCUUACCCUCAACCCAAUUACUGUCUGGUUUUUCUCUUGAAGUAAAGGUGCUUUACUCUUAAUUCUGCACCAGUAUUUUUUGCCUGUGUUUAUUUCUGGCAUGUUAUCAUCUUGAUGGUCGAAGCAAGUACAGUUUGCACUUGCUAAAGCACACUGGUAGAAAACUAACUGAUGUUAAAAUAAAAAUGGUUUUGUUAAAAGAACAAGACAUAGAAAACAGGCUAUAGUAUAACAAUAUGUUGUUUUCAUGUCGAUAAUCUGUUACUCUACAAGGCAUUUCCAGUAAUGGCACUUAGAACAAAACACUAUCAGGUCUUUAGUCUACAGUUGCACUAAAGUUAAUGCCAAGACUCAUGUAAACAGUCCCCAUUUCUGUAAGAACAUACACACUGAUGGCUUUUAAUAAUGCUAAAAACCUCUGUGGAAAAAAACGUAUGCAGUAAAAGCUUGAUGUCCCUUUAUUUCUAUUCAGAAAUUAAUGUUAUUGCUGAUUUGACUGGUGGCUGUGAAUCUCUGGCUAUUUGGUCUGUGCUCAUGUAUCCCUGAGAACAUUUUGGGCAGAUCACUAGUAAACACAUGAGUUCUUAAUUACUCUCAGCAUGACAUGAUGGGUUAGGAGGCUACAAACACAUUUCAACGUUGUUGGUUCCCUGGUCUGUCCGUCCUUCCUUCUUCCUUUCACAGUGACAUGCGCAAAAUCCAGUAGAAAAAUGUGCUUGGGAGGACUGUAAGGUUUUCAAUCUGAAGUCUAGAUGAGCAUUGUGUGCCCAGGAUUUCAAAAGUUGUCUGCCCUAAAUAGGUCUUUUGGUGAGGAUGACUCUACCCAGCUCUCUGAAGGAUGCUAACCCAAGAUUUGAUACUUUGUAGAUAAGUUUUUCCUAUUUUUUGGAUGUAAAAUACAGUAAUAGACUAAAUGAUCCUCCAGCCAACACGGUAGAUUUGGCAAAAGGUUUUUCUUAUCCUAGCUUGAAAAAUGAAAAGCAGUCAUGAUUCCUUUACAUUCUAUCUGGAUUUAGUAUUUGCCGUUUGUAACAACAUGUAAUUUCUAACUAGUAUGUGAUUUACUCUAAGGAAAGUCUUUUGUCUGUCUUUAAUUACAUUGUUCUGCCUGAAACUUUCCAUUUGGGCAUACCACCAGUGCAAAACUGCAUCAUCUACAAAAUGACAUGUAUGUGUAUAUAUGCAUGCAGAAGUCAAAGCAGUUACGAUAAACUUAGUUUUCAUCUGCUCACAAGUUCUGAAAAAGCAUCUCCACAGCUAGUCAUACUGAAAUAACUACAGUAUUUUUUAUUUAUUCCUUUCUUCCUUCAUCCCUUAUGUUUCUGGAUCUUCAUUAGCAAAUAAAAUACCAUAAAAUGUCUUGUGGUUUAAAUCUAUUGCAUGGUUUCAAUACUCUGCACUUCCUGCCUGAAAGUGGAGGGUCUCUUCAGAGUUUUCAGAGUUUUUGGCAUCCACUUCCUCAGUCAAAUAGCAAAUCCUCUACUUAAAAUUUAGAGAUGAUGUGUUCAGUAGUUAAAAAGAAUCUGAGAGCCAGAACUAACCAAAAUUACAUCUUUAGUUUGGUCUUUCACUUUUAAGCACAAAUUAGUAGCUAGCUCUUAGCCUUUGAAGCAGGUAGCUUUUAAAACUUACCUUUUCCUGGAAUGUAAUUGAACUCUACAUUGGAUAAUUCAAAAUGAAAAAAAAAAUUAAUCCUGACGUUGGUGUUUCCAUCUUUCUUAUCUUUUCGUGAGGUUUUUCUUUUGUUUUCCUAGUCUCAGUAGGGAGGGUAAACUGAGCAAAUUCAAGAUAUAUGUGUGUGUGUAUUGACACUGUUACUUAUAAGGAGACUUAGUGUUUAAACCUUCAGGUUUGUUUGGGGGGGCUUGUUGGUUUGUACUGUUAGGAUUUCAAAUCUGUCUGAUAUGCUUUUAGUCUACUAAAACAUCCCUACAUGUAUAAAUAUUAGAAGGAUUUCUUUCCUCAGAACAAAAGCCCAAGGUGAGAUGAGGCCUGGCUGAUAUUGGCACCAACCAUAUCAAUCUAGAGAAGGAAAGUCCUUGAAUUUUUGAAUUUAAAAAACAUGAGCUGUCUUGAGAUGCUAGUAUUGAAUCAGUUCAAUCUCCUCUUUGUUGGUAGGCUUUAGUAUGCCAGCUUAUCUUGCAGGUCUCUGAUCUCCAUGAAUCUUCAUUGCCACAGCUAAGUUUGGGGUGGGAGAAAGUGAUAAGUUGCAGCUAAGUCUUUUGAGGUACAGUUGCACUCUUAAGUUGCUGUGCAUUAAGAUUUUCAUGUGUUUUAGGUGGAAGAAAUGGUAGGGAACUCACUCAAUGAGAUGUUUAUAGUGACUGUGAGGAUUUUUUUUUUUUUUCUGUACAAACAGUUCAGAUCACCUACACAAUCAGUGAUACAGGAGCCUUUUUCUGCUGUAUGUGUUGUGCCAGCUCUGACUUGCUGCUUUUGGGUUGCAUAGAGGGCUCUCUACACAUUCAUUCACUUUUUCAUCUCGUUAGGAAACCUCUCCAUUGCGUUUAGGAGACAGAGAAAUAUUGUAUACAACUUACAGCUUCAUAAAUGGAAGUUAUCAUGCAAAAUACAUUUUCCUAGCAUCUUUUGCUACACUUUUCUACACUUUGCUACACUACAAAGUUAAGUAACACCAAGGACUUAGGGUGUGAAUACACGUACACCUUCCUGAGCUCAUAAAAUAAACUCACUGCUGCUUGUUAGAGUGGUGGGUGUAACCUACAUUAGAUUAGAAGAAUCCAGUAUCUUCUUGCUUGAGGCUACAAAAAAUGUUCAGGUGUCAUCUUGCAGCUCAGUUUUAUCUCUGAAUAUGACUUUGAAGGCUACAGCAUCUUAAUUUUCUCUGUAUAGGAAACUUUAUUAGAGGUAGACUUUGUUAAAAUAUCUAAUUUGUGUGGAAUGUAAAAUCCAUCUGAAAGUUGAGAUACUUCCUGCUAUCUUGACUUAUCUCGGGUUCCUAUUUGUGGAAUGUGCUGGAUUGGACGAAUUUUAUUUUGAUCAACUAGAAUUGAGGUCCUUGAUUUCUGUCAUUGAAAGUGGUGAUUCGGAGGUAGUUUCAUGAUACCUUUGCUCUGCUCCCUAAAAUAAUGCCACAAGAAUUAGAGGGGUAUUGAUGACUGCUUCUGUAGGUGAUUACAUCUGAUAUGCAUUAAGGUUUAUAUUAAAGUUCAGUUCUGAGCAACAUUAAAAUACAGCAUAAUAAGUGUGAGUUCUGUUUUUCAACUAGAAUCUAGUGUUUUAAAACUCCUGAAGAGUUAAUAAGUAAUAUAUAGAAUUCUGAAAGAAGGAGUAAAAGAAAUUGAGAUGAGCCACAACACCAUGCUGUAAGAAAGUUAUACCAGACUCUUCUUUCAACACUUUUCAUGAGACAAGAAUGAAGAGACACUGUGCAAGAGUGAGAUUAUUUUAGAUUCAGUUCUGAAAUCUUCUCUGAAAAUUGUCCUGAUGCUUAAUUAUAUAAUCUCUCAUGUUGACUCCAAGGGCAAAUUUUACACUAAAAAAAAUCUUCAUGCAAGUUACAUUUGUAAUUCAUCAUCUUUGAUAAAAUCUUAUGUGGACAGAAUCAGACACUUUAAUUAUUUGUUUUUUAUGGAAUCUUUCAUCUGACAUACUCUUUCCUAACAGAGUGCAACUACAGAAAUAAGCUAUUUCAGAAUAAAUGGUAGGAGUCCUCAAAAAAUAAAACUCUCAAUUCCCUGGUGAAAAUAAUCCAUGUCAGUCCUUAGAAACUUACCUUGCGAGCUGUUGACUCCAUUUUUGUUUUGUGUGUGGAUUAAAUGGACCACUUCUCUCCCUGGCCCCCUGCUCCCUUUUUUUUUUAUAUCCUCUAUUUACCAUGCUAAAAGUUUUUGUGCAUCUAAGUAAGCAUAGAGUUUGUGAAGCAUUUGAUAUUUUCUUUUGCAUCAUUUCAACUUCACAUACUCAAAUUAUUUCCUAUUACAGUACAUUUAGCUCAUGAGUGGUAUUCUCGUUUUAGUAGUGAGAAACUACUUUGCAUCAUUUUAUCAUAUGAAUAACAGUGCAGUUCUCAUACUUAAAAUAACCCGGAAUAGGGAGAUGGGGAGAUAGCUUGCAAAUGUCUUCCCUAAAAUAGUGGGGCUUUUUUUCUGUGCUUCUGUACCUGCCUGGCCUUACAUUCUCAUGAGAAAUCUAGUCCUGCUCAUCACAUGUGUUUGUAGGAAGACACAGAGUCAAAAUUGAAACUGGGGAAUGUGCUGAAAUAGGAUUAUAUAGCAAACCAGGUGAAAGGGAUAAAUAAGAAUCCUGGUAAAAAAAACCAACUGGGUGAAUAGUGGCUGAAAGAAGGAUAGCAAAUGGAUGGAAAAUGUGCAGGCUGUGUCAGUAUGAAAAAACCCCCAACUUAAUAAACAGCUUGUACAAGGAUUGAGAAAAGAUAGUGGCAGCGUGAACAAGAUGAGAAUGAGUGGUAGAAACCAGCAAAAGUUACGCCCUGGCAUUGUGGGGAUUAAUCAAGGCAAACUCAGUUGCUGGAGCGAUACGUGAUAGUUGCUUUUCACACCUAAUCCUAGCUCUGAGCUGCUUCAGUUGAGAAUAUAAUCAAGGCAUAUAACAUGCUGUAUGCCUCUGGAAAAAGUGGUUGAUCAUGUUAAGCGUGCAAACAUGUUCUCAAAGUACAGCACCAGAACUUUCCAAGUGACUGAUACUCAUUUCACAGUGAAAAUACAAACUGACAUUUAAUUUUGCUACUUACAGAUAAAGGCUUUUUGUUGAAAACAAAACACUUUUCAAGGGAAGACAUUUUGAUUUUUACUGCCAAAAGUACGUGUGCAUUGUAGGUAAAGGAACUGUCUUGGAAGUUUUAUAAAUUAAAAAGCCUGUAAAAUGACUGGGCUGUUAAGUGUCUUAGCAUCAAAGAAGUACAGCUGUAAGCAUCAGAAGUACAGGUAGAUAGGCGAAAACUAUGAUGACUUUUCAAAAUACUUUUAUCUUAAAAAAUUUUCACAGACUCAGUUUAACAUUUCUUCCAUUGCAGACAGUUUGGAUUACUAUUUGUCAUUAUCAGUGGAAGCAUCUGAUAUCUCUAGUUACACAAAACAUUCGUUUGAGACAUUGCUCUGUCCAUUAAGUUCUGGCUUUUACUGAACAAUUUAAAACACGGGUUAGUUAUGUAUCUUUUCUUAAUUUCCAAUAUUUGCAUAUUGUAUAUAAAUUGAUUUUGCUCCAGCUAAGAUAUGUAGGUAGGUAGCACUAUUCCAGAUAUAACUACAGCCACAAAAAGAAGUGCUUGUGACACUUCAGUAUCAUUUUCUGGUAUAGACAAGGCAAGGAUUGCAAGUAUCUUGCAUAUAUUGUCUUUGAAGACAAAGUUAGUUAUAACUGAUUUUGACCAUUAAUAGAAAUUGUGUGUAGACCUUUUAGCUCAUCAGAAUAAGCUUUUAAAGGAACUUAUAAUGGCUAUUUAGAUACGAGCCUUACCUGAGAAACUGAAAGUUCAUUGUAACAGGACUGGAAUAGGUGCUUCUACCAAGUCCCCAAGAUCUCAGAGGGUAAACUUAAAAUUUCCAUUCAAAAAAGCUGAGGAAUGUGUUCCAUUGGCUGCUUAAAACUUUGAGGAAUAAGAUCUUUUAGUAAAAAGCAAACCCAGCUUCCUAGUGUGUGCUGGGAGAUGCAUAUUCUACCGUAUGUGUAACAGCUUUUUUUUUCUUUGCCUUUUUAUUUAGAAUGAUGGAGCAUGAAAAUAUUUUAAAUGUUAUCUUAAAAUCUUACUUUUUAAAAUUCCAUCACUUUAAAAAUACUUUCAAAGAGUCAUAACACCUGAUAAAUUAGUAGCUUAUCUGUAGCUAUUCUAACUCUUAAACAACAGGUAGAAUUACUUGAUGAAAAUAUGUAGCUCAAAGUCCACCCUAUUAUUACUAUUAUUAUAUAUACGUUAGAGAAAAUAAAGUCUAACUAUUUAUACAUACUUCUACAUUUUAACUUCUCUAUUGCUGAGUUCUUUCUCUCUUCUCCAAGAUCAUCCUAUGCUGCUUUAUUUUUCUCUGUGUGUUAAGAUUUAAGGAAGGAGUAGCUCUGAUAAAUGUUUACUAUCUCGACACUGAGAAUUUGCAUAGGAAGACUAACAUCCUUCCUUGCUUAAAACAAGGCCUAAUGCUCCCUGAGAACUAUUCUUCAUCAGUGGUUGAGGUUCUUCCUGGCUUUAUAAAUAAUCAGUAUACUUGAGGUUUUAAAAAAAAUCUGAGUAUCUUCUUUCAGUUCAGUGAAGAACUGAUUCCCCCUCACCCACCCUCAACUUUCCAUGGGAGAAACUUGUCCUGGGAUGGAGCAGAGAGUUUCAGAUGGAAGUAAAACCUUUGACAAGAGAAUUUUCAUUAUUUUAUUUUUUUUUUUUUUACAUUUGGAGAUACAUAGCACAAAUCGAUCUAAAUGGUACUCACAGGUAAGUAAUUUCACACUUAAGUACAAGUCUAAUGGGAAUCCCCAGAAGUUUGAGUUCAAACUCAGUUAAUGUUCCAGGUAUGUUGCCAGUAGAACUCUAAGUAUUAUAGUAAAUAUAAUACUUAUAGUAAAUAAAAUAUUAACAGUUCUAAAAUGGAAAAUAUCUUUGUUUAGGAACAAAACACAUUUGUAGGAAACACAUUUAAAAUGCCAUUUUUAGUGGGGAAGGUGUUUGGGGUUUGGUUUGGUUUUCAUUUGGGUUUUGGUGUUCGUUUAGCUUUUUUUUUUUUUGCUUGGUUUUGGGUUUUGUUUCUAAGCUGUUCUCUUACUAGUGCAGUAGAAGAACGUGAGUUUUGCUUAAUUUUAGAUAUUGUGCAGUCUCUGGCCUUGGAGGCUUUCAAAAUAAAACUGGUUAAACUCAUGAGAAACCUGCUUUGACCCAAGAACUUUGAGCAGGAGGUUAAACUUCCGUUUGAGAGGGCUUCUGAGGUUCUUUCCAACCUCACUCGUCCUGUGUUCUUAUGAUACUGAAUUUCCCUGUUUUGCCAAAGGGGAAACAAAGGAACAAAAAAUCCUAGUAAUUUAAUGUUUAGUUACCUUUAGUUUUACACCAGCAAGUAUGACAUAAGGAAUUGACUCUUCAAAAGACUAUAGAAAAUGGGUUUUUUAGUUUGUAUUUCUUCCAGCUUUUAACAUGCUGGAGGUAAUGCACACUAUCUAUUUGGAUUAGAAAGUAUCUAUUUGGAUUAGAAAGAUUUCUUAAUGUUUAGUAGAACUUUUUCUAGACAUAAAUGUUUGGCCAUUCCAUAGUGACUAAUAGUUUGUUCAAUUUAAUCAUCACUGAAGUUUAAAUACUUGCUUGGAAUCCUCCUACAAGCAGUGAAAAUUUGUUAUAAAUAAGAUGGAAGAUGAUAGCAUGCUGUCAGUGUCUUCGAACCUCCUGAUUGUGUGGUGAGGUAAAAAGGUAUCUCUAUAUAUAGAGAUAUAUGCAUUUGUUACAUAUGCAUAUAUAAUUUCAGUCAAUGUCUGUAAGUAUACAGCAUUUAUAGCGUUACCCAGUGGCACAUUUUAUGGACUUCAUAUUAGCUUGCUGCUUUCUUAUUUGUUUCAAAAUUAAUGCAGUCCUGAAAUAGAUUGUGCAGGUAGUGUUGCAAAGCUUUAAAGCACGUACGCAAUUAAAGUAGAUUGAAAGUGUUUGCUUUAAGAGAAAAAAGUAAUUUAGGUAACUGCUAAUUAGGAAACUGCUGCUUCCUUAAACUGAAGCAGCCUAGUUUUGUCCAUCUGCUUUCUCAUUACUGUUCUUGAAGGUGCAUUUCCCUAGAUCAUGUCUCUUAAAUUCUCCAAAAGAGCCGUAACUAGGCUUGAUGUGUUUGCAAACAUCAGCCUUUAUGUCUAAAUGAAAUGGCUGUUAGAGAAUACUUUUUCUAUUUCAAGCAAAAGCUGGUCUACAUAGUCUAUUUCAUUGUUCAUGCCUGCACCUAUCCCAAGUCUUGACUGACCAUUAUGUCAAAACCCUAAUUAUUUACAUAAUUUUUAAGUUAAAGCAUAUUAACAGAAGACUGCACAAUAUUAAAUAUAAUUUUGAGACUAAAAUUAUUAUUAAAAAAGAGAGUUGCUUUGUCUUGAAACAUGCUAUCUUUCAAGCACUUUCAAGCACCAAGCCAGAUUUGUUGUGGUGUUUCUACUGCAGAUAAAUUUAGGGAAGAAUUACAUUACGUUUCUAAAUCUGUAGAUAAAAGUCCCCCUUCUGAAUUGUAACUAAUCAGUAGCAAGGAACUAUUGCACAUGGAAAAUGCUAUGGACAGAGUCAAGCACACUUGUAUGUAGCAUAGUUACAAGAUCUAAAAAUUGUUAGCAAGGUGUCCCUUUUUCUACAGGUUGGCCAGGAGUGCAGCUUGAUAUGGUGCAGUGUGUUACUGCUUGCUGUUUGUGCCUGGUCAGGAAAAAUCUUGCCUUUUCUUUACGUCUGCCUUCUGCUUUUUCUUGGCUAUGCAUAGUUUGUAGGCAGAAAUGAAGUUUUAAAUUGGACCAGCUGAUAUAGUUAGACAAAAAGGUUAGGUUUGUUUUGUUUGCUUUGGGUGGGUUGGUUUGUUUGUUUGGGGGGUUUUUGUGUGUGUGUUUGUUUCGUUAUUUAUUUUAUUGGGUUUUUCUUUGUUUUUUAAAGGCCACACAAACCUGCCUUAAGGACACACAAGCUUGCUUAUUUUAGGUCAGCUAAUAUAGUUGGAUAAUGUCUUUUCCCUAGACAUCUCGCUUUAUGCUCUUACAUCCUCAAACAGCAGUGACUCUUUGUUGCUUCCCUAGUAGGAACACCACCUACUUAAUGAAUAUAUAUGGUGUUCUCUCUUUGGCAAUACAUAUAUUCUCAAAAUAAUUAUUCUCUUGGCUAGUUUGCCAAAUCCAGUGAUUAGGAAUAUUGAUAAUGUUGAUGAAUGUGGAUUUCUGUGGAUUGCCAUUCUCCUUUUGGAAGUCCCUGUUCUCCAGAGACUUACAAGUAAGCAUAUGGUGUUAAGACUAGGAACAUAAAAAGCUAAAUUCACUCAAGACAAUUCUUUUAUUAAAUUGGUUUAUACUCUGCAGUUGUAUUCUGGAGAUCUUUGGGCAAAGGUAGGUUCUGUCUCACAUUAUUCCCAGCCUACCAGGAAUAUCCUUUGCUU